Chara braunii is the source of this 3147-nucleotide messenger RNA. NCBI's taxonomy places the organism in Eukaryota, Viridiplantae, Streptophyta, Charophyceae, Charales, Characeae. The record is from the annotation of a GenBank genome assembly.
GCAGGGACAUCAGCCCAAAACGCCGCAGUCCCUACUAGCGUUCAAUACAGCGGUCCCAUGGUGGAUAAGCGGGCGGCCACGCUGCCGUCCAAGUACGACGGGAAGGCAGACGUCACCUCUUGGAUUAGUUCCAUGAGGUCGUACUUCGAGGUCAUGCGGACACCGCAAGAGGACCGAAGUAUGAUCAUGAGGACUAAUACUGAGCUCGCCGUACGAAACCACAUUGAGCUCCAAGCUGUCGCAGCAGGCUGUGAAUGCAUAGACCUGACUGAUUGGCUGAAGGUCACCCCUGUCCGCGCCCUUGAGGAUCUUCUCCUUGACCGGUACCUAGAUAAACAUGUUGCGCUUAAGGCUAGGCUGAAGCUUGAGGCCCUCAAGGGACAAACAUGGAGGUCAUCCAUGCAGGCUUUGGAACAACACUUGACUGGUCUGUUCACCACUCCGGAUCAAGGAAUGACUGACGUAUCUUGUAUGGAUGUAGUCAUGGGAGUGGCCCCUAAAGAAUACCUCUCCCUGCUAGCACUCAAGGACCAUGCCACUUGGCGAGAGCUCAUGAAGGACCUAGUCGACCUAGAGGCCAAGGACCUCGCCAGGCGCAAGAAGGCGCCCGCUGCAGGUGGGAAACCACAACGCAAGCGGUUUGGAAGCAGCAACCAGCUUGCACUGCAUGAUCAUCGGGAGGCUGACGAUCAGUCCUAUGCGGAUGAUCUGUCUCUAGAUGACGAUCUAGAGCCGGACUCCGAUACGGGCUGUUCCACAUCAGCCAUUGAGUGUGAUAGAAAUGAUGAUGAGAAACUUAAUGCGUUCAGAAAGACUGCUUCAAAUAAGGGGCCUUACCGUGGUUCAGGUGUGCGCAUCACCUUUGACAAAGACCGCAUUGUCACACAUGAGCUGAAUUUCUCUGUCCUGGAUAAGUGUCCUUUCGACGCGGUCAUUGGCUUGGGCUGGCUAAAGGCUCAUUGCCUAAGGACCACGUGGGCAGACAAUCAGUUCGUGGUACUUGAUGCCAAGGGGAACGAGCGUACCAUCUUAUUAGAUGAGACGCGCAAGUCCCCUAUGACUCUUCCAAGUGCUAACAAAUUCUGCAAGUUUGUGGUUGUGUACCUUGAUGAUAUCUUGAUUUUCAGCAAAACCAUGGAGGAGCACCUCAAGCACCUUGAGGAAGUUUUGCGGGUUCUCAAGGAGGCGCAACUGCACCUCAACUUGGAGAAAUCUGAGUUUGGGAGGGACAGCGUCAUCUAUCUUGGGCAUCGGUUGUCUGCAAACGGCCUUGAUCCGGAGGCAACCAAGGUUGAGGUCAUCCGAAAUUGGCCUCAACCGGCAAACGUACGCGAACUGUGUUCUUUCCUUGGUCUGGCCUCAUAUUACCAGAAGUUUGUGCCCAAAUUCUCUGUCAUUGCUCACCCUCUCUCAAGACUAACCAGCAAGAAUGUUGCUUAUGCAUGGUGUGAGAAGUGUGAGACUGCGUUCCAAGCCUUGAAAGAGGCAUUGGUGAGUCAUCCUGUGCUUCGCAUUGCCAAUCCCAACCUCACUUUCGUAGUCACUACGGAUGCAAGCCAGUUCGGGAUUGGUGCUGUGCUGCAGCAAGAUGAUGGUGAUGGCAUGCGUCCGCUCGAGUACUACAGCAAACGCAUGCCCAGCCAUAAGGUCCACAAGCAUAAGCCUUAUGGCCUACUGAGACCUCUCCCCAUUCCUGAUGGACCCGGUGAAUCGAUUUCCAUCGACUUCACGGACAUGAGAAAGGUGAGCGAGGCUGGGAAUUCACAAGUCAUGGUCAUUGUGGACCGCUUCUCCAAAUUUCUGAACUUGAUUCCUCUCCCUCCUCACGCCCUGACUGAACUUGUCAUAGAAGAAUCCCAUCAGCAGUACAUUUUGCAGUCCGACGUCCCGAAAACUAUUGUGAGUGAUCGGGACACCAGAUUCAUCAGCAAAGAUUGGAAAGACUUCACAUCUCAGAUCUACGACAUCAAACUGAACAGGACUCCCGGUCGACACCCCGAAGCCAACGGAUUGGCUGAGGAGAUAAACCAGACUGUCAUCCAAUUGCUUCGCGCACUAAUUGUUCCAGAUCAGAACACGUGGGACAAGGAAUUGCACAAAGUGAAGGGGCUGUACAACAACUCCAUUCACUCUAUGACUGGUGUGACACCAAACCAAUCGCAGUAUGGAUGGCCGAUGCGUAAUCCCCUCUCCUAUCUGUUCCCCGAACGGUUACCUGGUCUGAUGCCCGGCAUGCCUGGCUACAAUGCCAAGUACGCAUGCUUGCUCAAAGCUGCUACAACAGCUAUGAACAAGCGCCAGCAUGCCAUGAUCAAACAUGCCAAUAAGCUGCGCAAAGAAGAAAAAUUCAAAAGAAAGAGGAGAGGAGGAAGGGAGAGGAGAAAAGAGGACAAGAAAGAAGUAGGAGUGAUCAGAGGAGGAGUGGAGUCGCUCACGUCAGAUGAUGAUGACGAUGAUGAUGAUGAUGAUGAUGAUGAUGAUGACGACGUGAAGAUGACUAUGCUGAUGUCGUCUAUGAUGAUGAUAAUGUUGAAGAUGAAGUUAAUGAAGAUUACCAUUGUUGUCGCACGUCCCCUCUACGAAGCAGCAUUACAAACUGAUGAUGAUGAUGAUGAUGAUGAUGAUGAUGAUGAUGAUGAUGAUGUCGGUGAUGAUGGUGAUGAUGAUGAUGAUGAUGAUGAUGAUGAUGAUGAUAACAACGCACAUCGCCCUGUGCUAACUCAAGAUGAUGAUGAUGAUGAUGACUUGAAUCAGAUGAUGAUGAUAAGGAUGAUGAUGGUUGACCCAUGCCCUGUUGAUGAUGAUGAUGAUGAUGAUGAUGAUGAUGAUGAUGAUGAUGACAAUGAGCAACCCCCUGAUGCUGAUGCCUAUCAUUUGUAACCCGUUGCUGCUGAUAAAAGACCUCUCCCUGUUGCUUGAUCGUGCUGCUUGUAUGGCGUGAAGACGAAGACAAUCUGUCGUUGAUGAAAACGAGCUAAGAACCCCAGUCCCUCCACUCCUUAUCCCCCUCCACUCCUCCUCCCAUCCCGUGGGACACACUGCUCUUCUCCCUCUUGCUACAAGCCGACCUUCUCCACCAAAUUAUGCAAGAUGAAGAGCACAAAUGAUUCCUCCUCAAGCAAGACCUAAUAAAAAGCCUUACCCCAC